AGACGCGAAUAGUUAAAUAUGAUGACAGGGUUCGAGGAUUGUAAAAAGCAGCAGCAACGGGGCGGACGCGUGCAGGAGCGGCUGGGAUCCGACAGCAGUUCCCGGCACCCGGAGAUGGAAGCGGCCGCGUGCACGCGCACCAGCUCCGGGACCGAGAAGGCAGCACAGGGUCGAGAUUGUUCGAAGACCGAGACGAAUCUACCCGAAUUUUGCGUGUUGGACCCUUCGCUCCCUUUGCUAGACAGGGGGAGCGGACCAGCACAAAGCGAACGAGUGGGCGAUAGGGAGCGAACAACUUUAUCCGAGACUUGUUAUCAUGCCCCAGAAGUGAAAGGCAUGGAGAAGCAACCCGACGCCGCAGCUCACGACGCGGGCGGCAUUAGCCGACUGAGGCGGUUGGUCGGGGAUCCUCAGAGCGGCACAAGGAGGCUUAAGCGGUUCGCGCCAGGUGACGGGGUUCUGCAGCCCGAGCGUGAGCGCGCGGGGCGCUCGGGGGUUGCUGACAGUUGGCGAGACUCCUGCGCUCGACCGUUCGGCGAGCCCGACAGCCGCGAGGGCGAGAGCGAGAGCGCGUCCCCGACUGAUUGCGAGUGCGCGGAGCCGCCGCGAAAACGCCUAUGUUCUCGAGCAGUCAAUAAACAUGCGGACAUGCUGUUCGACACGUACCGCACAAACUCACCACAUGUCAGCACGAUUCCACCGAUGCCAACCCAAAUACCAACACCACAUGCAGAUUCUUCUUUGGACCCCGUGAAUAAACUUUUUACAGAGAGUUCAGAAAGUGACAAACUGGAAAACGAUGGAGAUAUCGAGGAUGAAUUACCAAAAUGUUCCAAGGAAACGUCGAAUAUCCAAGCAAAAUGUGAUUCAUGGGUGGUAUCUGAUACCCUAAAUAAACACCGUUGCCCUAAAACGACGAGCAAUAAGAGAAUCGGUUUAUCAAGGCUGGUGUUAGAGCAUAUAGUACCUUGUAUGAAUCAGUACGGCGUAUGCUUUGUGGAUAACUUCUUGGGGCACAAAAUUGGUGACAAAGUUUUGGAAGAAGUCAUCGCUCUUCAUCAGAGUGGCAAUUUUGAGGAUGGAGUGCUGGCAGGUCAGAGUACAAGUUCAGAUAAAGAAUUAACUGCUUCAACCAAUAAAACUAUUCGUGGAGACAAAAUAACGUGGGUGCAGGGGACGGAAACCGGCUGUGCGUCCAUUGGCCAACUCCUACAGAGAAUGGAUAAACUUAUAUUGCAUGCAGAUGGGAAACUUGGACAUUACAAAAUUAGAGGAAGACACAAGGCUAUGGUAGCCUGUUACCCAGGGCAUGGAACAGGUUAUGUCCGACAUGUUGAUAAUCCAACUGGUGAUGGGCGUUGUGUGACGUGUAUUUAUUACCUGAAUAAAAACUGGGAUGCUAAGGUUGACGGUGGUAUUCUUCGAAUAUCUCCAGAAGGAAAGUCCUAUGUAGUUGACGUCGAGCCGAUCUUUGAUAGAUUAUUGUUGUUCUGGUCUGACCGAAGAAAUCCGCAUGAAGUACAGCCAACAUAUUCUCUCAGAUAUGCCAUAACUGUGUGGUACUUUGAUGCUGAGGAGAGGGCGGAAGCAAGAACCAGGUAUCGGAAUCGAGCAGCUUCUGAACAAGCCACAACCUUUUCUUCACGACAGUAAGCAAGGUGAACCAGUGAUCCAAGCAUCUGAUGUUUUCAGCAGCUCCAAAGAUAUAUGCCUUCUCCAUAAUGUGAUUUGAAACUUUGCCUUUGAAUGAUCUUUGUGUUGUAUCUACUUUUCAGCAAAAAUGAUACAAAUAAAAUUAAUCUGCAAAGCAGAAUUGUACAAAAAAUUCUGCACCAACUUUCUUAAACUCAAAAUCUAUUACUGUGUUUCUCACAGGAUUGAUUUAGUGUUUAAAUAUUAUGUUUGUUAAAUCUAAUAUUGCACCUUAUUCCAGAUUGAAAUGGUGUCGUAUCAUCCAUUUGAAUGCCCUUUUCCCCCUUAUUUAAAAACAGUUUAUGAUCAUUUAUGGCAGUUUCUUCCUGUCAACAUUUGAAGAUUUGACUUAUCUACUGAUUCGUUCCACAAUUUUUGCGCUAAAUGAAACUGGUACCUUCAGCUUUGUUUGCAUUUUCUCUAUUUAUGUGAAAACUGAAUAUCACUGUGCAAAACAAUGCAUUUCUAAAGUUACAAUGAAUAAUCUUCAUUGCACUUCAUUGUGAUUAAUGUUAGUAAACCUUAUCUCUGCACAUAAAUCGUAUGGAAUAUUUUUGAGAAACUAAAUUGAACUUGUGAUAAUUUUGUCUGAAGACUACACUAUGAUGUGAAAUUCUUUCUGCUACUGCCUUUCAUAUGAAACAUUGUUCCAUGGGUUCAUAAAUUAAAUUGAAUGCAAGCUUCAAAUUUACUGUUUUUAAGCUGGAUGCUGCCAUGUUUGCUGGUCAACAGUUUAGCAAUCCAGCAGAAGCAGUAAACAUGUGUUGCAGAGUAGCUUUGAAAAAGCUAUGAAUUUUAUCUCCAGACUUUGUUGGCUUUUGAUAAUAAAGUGCUCUGUGUCGUCAAGACAAAGAUGAUAUUUUACACAUAUAUGGUUGUUUGCAUUUUGUUUGCUUUACUCGAUUUUAUGCUCUCAUUGCACCAUUAUUAAAUGAUUUAGACAAUAA
This is a messenger RNA of Amblyraja radiata (thorny skate), 2639 nucleotides long. RefSeq names its product egl-9 family hypoxia-inducible factor 3 (gene egln3). The record is from RefSeq and is a predicted model, not a curated record. The transcript has 5 exons. Gene Ontology annotation, cellular component: cytoplasm; nucleus. Gene Ontology annotation, biological process: peptidyl-proline hydroxylation to 4-hydroxy-L-proline; cellular response to hypoxia. Bases 19 to 1653 code for a protein of 544 amino acids. Gene Ontology annotation, molecular function: L-ascorbic acid binding; ferrous iron binding; peptidyl-proline 4-dioxygenase activity. NCBI's taxonomy places the organism in Eukaryota, Metazoa, Chordata, Chondrichthyes, Rajiformes, Rajidae.